Messenger RNA from Exophiala dermatitidis NIH/UT8656, 3301 nucleotides. RefSeq lists its product as uncharacterized. The coding region runs from base 871 to 2616 and encodes 581 amino acids. Lineage: Eukaryota; Fungi; Ascomycota; Eurotiomycetes; Chaetothyriales; Herpotrichiellaceae. The transcript has a single exon. Gene Ontology annotation, cellular component: nucleus. Gene Ontology annotation, biological process: positive regulation of transcription by RNA polymerase II. The record is from RefSeq and is a predicted model, not a curated record. Gene Ontology annotation, molecular function: zinc ion binding; transcription cis-regulatory region binding; DNA-binding transcription factor activity, RNA polymerase II-specific.
GGAUCUCCUGCUCGACUAGAUUGACUCAACCACUCCAUCAUUGUUACCACCGCCACACGACCUCCGAUGGACGACCCAUCCUAGGAGGCGUAUGCACAGCAGUGGCCCCGUUGGUGGUGGGGAUCCUCCUCCAUGCUAUCAUCGAUCGAACCUAGAUCUAGGGUCGGCAUGAAUGGAAUGUAGGUAAGCAGCAAGCAACCUCUACCAGAAGGGCGGCAUCCGCGGCGCGGAAUAGUCCGUGCUGUUGGUGGUUGUAACGAUACGAGGGAAGAAAUACCAGGGGGUCUUACGCACAAUACCGACGCCAUCGAAAUUCGUUUCAUUAUUGCUUGUUACCCGCGGCUUAUCAACUCCACUCUCCCUUCAUUCUUGUCUUGGUUCAACUGCAGGUAUCGGCCCCGUGAGCUGUUCGGAGAAGCGGCUUGAUAAUUUGAUCCACCAACUUGGAAUAUGGCUUCUGUCAGCGAUGAGUUUCUAUCCUCCGCAGUACCCUACUGGUCGGUGACGACCACGAGCUGGCAGUGUUGAUUAGCAGCUAUACCCUAGAAGCGCUUCGAAGACCAAGACUGACAAUCCCUAUAGUUUACGCUACUACUGCUUCCAGCCCACCGAGUAUUCGGGAUUGCAAGAUUCAGGUUGAAGGCCUAAGCCCUGGCUCGGGAGUCGGACAACCCUGGCAACCCCAGGCCCACCACUGGACCGAGUCUCCAUUCUCCCACAGUUUCCUCCCCGUCCAACUAGAUUACUUCACUAUGUCAGAUAACAGUGCAGACUAGUCCCCGGUCCCGUGGCACCGCGAGUACAAAUGAAAGGGCAGAGUCGCGUGUCCCCAAAGGACGGGGAACGGCUGUACCUUCACCAGUUGCCAACAUGGGCCGUCGUCGCCGGCCAGACCAGCAGCCGCCGAAACCACGCACGCGAGCAGGCUGCUUGACAUGCCGGUCGCGCAAGGUCAAGUGCGACGAACAACGGCCGACUUGCCACCGGUGCCAGAUCGCUCACCGACAAUGCGACUAUGGGCACGAGAUCCGCUGGGAGGACGACUACGUGUCCAAGGGGCUGGCGUUCGGGCGGGCAGGCGUCUGGUCCAAAUCUGGAGGCACUUCGAACUCGCCCAACUCUAUAUCAUCAGAACCAGCGCAGUGGCAGCCUGUGCCGGUGCCCCGGAUCCAACCAUACCAUUUCCUCAACUAUUCUGCCCAGACGUUCGAAGAACCUCUAAGGCUCGACACGACCGAGGGUCUUUCCUCACACAACUUGCAGGUCGGCGGUGAUGGCGGCGCUCAUCUACAGCGACUGGCGUCUAGGCUCAAUGCCGCCCUGGAUAUCGACAGCAGCAGUCCCUACUCGGCCAACUCGUACUCGACGGCGGUAAUCCGGUCGCGGUCGGUGCCAUUGAUCCCGCACUUGGUGGACGAGGACCAGUCGCUGCUGUUGAAUUACUACAUCCAAAAGCUGUGUCCGUUAACAACGUCGAGCAAACUCUCACAAUCACCCUUUGCCUCGCUCAUCCUGCCUUUCACGCUGACCAACUCCAAGACGGGGAUUUUGUCCAUUUUGGCGCUGUCGGCAUGUCACCGGUCCAAGAAGGAACCGGCAUGGCGGAUGCCGGCGAUGAAGCUGAAGGCGCAGGUGUUGCAAGAACUGCAGAACCGGUUCCAGGUGGAGGGUCCCGAAAAGGUGGCCGCCAGCUCCGACACGCUCAUCACCAUGGUGGUGCUGUGUCUCUACGAGAUCAUUCAGGACUGUGACUCGGGCUGGGUGGUACACUUGAAGGGGGCCCAUGACAUGGUGAGGUUCCGAAAGGAGCUGAUCCAGCAGCAGCAGGACCGCCGAGUCCCGGGCGCCGAGGUGGUUGAGGUCAACGACCUGACGGCAUUUGCAGAGCGUUUUUUCGCGUUCCACGAUGUCAUCGGCCGCACGGCGUGUGCGCAGGUGCCGCUGUUCGGGCGCGACUACUGGAACUUUGGCGAGAAGAUUGUCGACGUCUGGAUGGGAUGUAGUCCAGAGCUGGUGGCGUUGCUGUGCACCAUCACCGAACUCAGCCGCGCCGCCUACGCCGACCCAACCAUUUCCAUUACCGAUUCGUUUCUCAAUGCCUGUGCCGUCGCCCGCUUCAAGCUGGAAAGUCUCGAGCAGGCCGUCGAGAAUGACGACGAAUAUCUCAUCAUGUCGGCCAACGUCAAGAGACUCGCCGCCCUGCUUUACCUGAAUUGUGCCCUUUACAAUGCCCUCCCGACCACUCCGCUGGUGAGUCAUCUGGUCGAGCAGAUCAUGCGCGAGGUCGUCCGCUUCAUCGAAAAAGGUUUCAUGACCGGUCUGUCGUGGCCCGUCUUCGUCGCUGCCGUCGAGCUCAACAACUACAACGAUGAGCUGUGGGUGGAUGAACGCUCCGGUCGUCCUGUCCAUGGCCGCAAAUUGGUCCUAGAAGUCCUGCAUGCCAUGGAGACUUCCACCGUCUCCAACAUCGAUCGCAUGCGCACUAUCAUCAGCCAGGUCUGGCAGGCAAGGGAUCUCGAAGAGGACCCGUUCCCCCAGACGGCCGAUAGUCAUUAUUCACGCAAUGACUGGGAGAAAUACGUUGUCCCUGUUAGUGAGAACAUUAGCCUGGUAUAAUUUAUGAUGGAGACGUUGCUUGGCCUGCAAGGGACGAGCGAGAACAGCAGAACUCAAGUUUACGUGUGUUCUGCAUUUACUGACUCUGUGAAAUUUGGCGUAUACUUACUUGUGUAACUAGCUGUACCGACUGGAAGGUGCUACUGUACCGUUUGGUUUGGAUAGGACGAUGGGUACAACCAUCAAGAUUCAACAAGAUAUCUGAGGUACUCGGUAUUAUCCCGAUUCUAGCAGACGUGCUUUAUUUGUUUACCGGUUUCGACAUGGAGUGUCUGGCCCGACUCGAAUCGAAGUAAAUGAUUUAUUUUUCAAGAUACAGAAUGGUCCUAAAUCUAAGCAGCACAUAACGACAUACCCACAUUCGCCAACCGCCAGCAUCACCAUCACCAUCACCACUGCAUCCCUGACACAGACCUAACUAAUGCAACCUCAGACAUGAACAGCAUGACAAUUUCUCUAUACUGUUCUCUAUUUCAUGUGGUCAUAAGUCCUCUCAAAGUAAGCUAUCUGCUCCUUUGCCCACUCCGCAAACUCCUGAGGAUCGACCACGGCAUCCGAGUAAUUUUCCUUCGACUCAUGCUUCUCGCGGUACUCCUUCGCCUUUGCCAAACAUCUGGCAGCAAUGUUCUCAAGACGAUACGUCGCCCACUGGUAGUACAUUUCCGGCUUGAACGAGACGUCGCGC